GCUGGCGACGAAGAUGAUGCUCGAGAGCUUCCUCCACGAGUGAAUCGACUUCAGUUUCUUGUCCAACUUCCUCUUCCUGCCCUGCAGCUUCUCCACUGACCGUUAAUUUCCACCCUCGCCAAGCUCUGAAUCGGAUUCCACACACCCAAUUUCUCUGCUCCCCAAACCCAGAUUAACAAGAUGGACAGAAGCUGGAUGCAAGUUUCAAAUAGAUUGAGUAGAGAGUACAUUAAAGGAGUAGAUGAUUUCCUGGAUUUUGCAUCAACCAACGACAACGAGAAAGGUGUGAUUUUGUGUCCUUGCAAGAAUUGUAAUAAUGUCUUGCUCUUUACCAAAGAAGAAGUGAAGGCUCAUUUGAUCAUGAAUGGGAUUGUUAAAUCUUAUACAAGAUGGUAUUACCACGGAGAGAGCUUUGUCCAAGAUGACCAUUUUGUCGAUGAAUUGGUACCGGGGGAAGGUUGUGGUAGAAUGAUAGAUUUGAUUAAAGAUGUCAGAGGGCCUGAAGUUGUGGAUUCUAUAAUGCAUGAUGCCUCAGAAGAAGAUAUAGUUCAGCCAGAUCUAGAAGAACCUCCCAAGCAUAAUGGGACAACAAGUAAGUUUUUCAGGCUAUUAGAGGAUGCUGAACAAAAACUAUAUCCCAAUUGUGAGAACUUUACAAAGUUAUCAUUUAUUGUGAAGUUAUUCCAAAUCAAGUGCCUUUAUGGAAUAAGUGAUACUGCAAUUGAAGACAUAUUGAAGUUGUUUAAAGAGGCACUUCCUGCUGGAGAGACUUUGCCCAAAUCUUUUUAUAAAGCUAGAAGGAUGAUCAAAGAUUUGGGUCUUGAUUAUAGGGAAAUAGAGGCUUGUAGGAAUGAUUGUAUGUUAUUUUGGAAAGAGUAUGAAGAUGUGCAAAAUUGCAUACACUGUGGAGAGCCGAGGUACAAAGUGGAGGAAAAUUGUAAAAAAUUACCAAAGGGGAAAGGAGUGCCAUACAAAGUUUUGCGUUACUUUCCUUUAACCCCAAGGUUGCAGAGAUUAUUUAUGUCAUCAGAAGUAGCAUCAAGUAUGAGAUGGCAUCAUGAUCAGCGUUUGAAAGAUGGGGUUCUUAGACAUCCAGCAGAUUCUGAAGUGUGGAGAUCUUUUGAUAAGGCAAAUCCAGGUUUUUCUCGAGAACCUCGUAAUGUUAGAAUUGGGUUAUCUGCUGAUGGUGUCAAUCCUUUUGGCAAUAUGGACAGUUCUCAUAGUACUUGGCCAGUUAUUGUCACUGCAUAUAACCUACCUCCUUGGAUGUGUAUGAAACAAUCCUAUUGCAUGAUGUCGUUGUUGAUACCUGGUCAUAAAGCUCCAGGAAAUGAUAUUGACGUAUACUUGCAGCCUUUGGUAGAGGAGCUUAAAGAAUUAUGGAUGGAGUACAAAGGGAGCAUUAGCAUGUCCUUCAUGCAAUAAGGAGACUCAUUCCGUUAGAUUGAAAAAAGGGUGUAAGUUUUCUUACAUGGGUGCUAGACGGUUUUUACCUUCUGAUCAUAAAUGGCGCGAUAAUAAGUGCUCAUUUGAUGGAAAGGUAGAAAAAAGAUCUCCUCCAACACAAUUAUUUGGUGAUCAGGUGCUGAAACAACAUGAAGGGCUUGUAUUCGAUGAGUUCGGAAAAGGGAAAACAAAGGACGGUCUGAAUGCUCGGCGCGAUUUGGAGCAUAUGAAAAUACGAAGAAAGUUGCAUCCGGUGGAGGAAGAUGGGAAAUGGAAAUUGCCACCUGCAUGUUACAGUUUGCUUAAAGAAGAAAAGAAGAGGUUGUGUACAUUUUUGAAGAAAGUAAAAGUUCCAGAUGGGGUUUUCUCGAAUAUUUCAAAUUGUGUGAGGCUGAAAGAUCGAAAGAUAUUUGGUCUAAAGAGCCAUGAUUCCCAUAUUAUCUUGGAGCGUCUCCUUCCUCUUGCUUUACGUGGAAUUGUUCGUCCAAGUGUUUAUGAUGCCAUCACAGAAUUGUGCAUAUAUUUUAGAGAGUUGUGUUCAAGGGAACUAAGUGUAGAUGUGCUUAAACACCUUGAGUCUUCG
Linum tenue is the source of this 2029-nucleotide messenger RNA. NCBI's taxonomy places the organism in Eukaryota, Viridiplantae, Streptophyta, Magnoliopsida, Malpighiales, Linaceae. The record is from the annotation of a GenBank genome assembly.